AGAACAAAAAGAAAGAAAGAGUGAAGAGACAUGGAAGAAGAGUAGCUCUUGCAAACAAGAAUUGGAAAAAGAUUACCAACCAAACCAUUGACUAGCCCAUUUUCUCUUCUGCCUUGCUCGCUUUCUCUUUGGAUCUGAGUCUCUCUUUCAAAUGGGAAACAAUCCAUUCUUAUUUGCCCCUACAGAUUCCUAUUCUCAACCAUCAUUACCGUCAUCGUCGUCAUCACAGUCGCCGUUGCAAUCACCAUCGCCGUCAUCUAAUUCAUGUUCUUCACGUCCAUCUUCCGAUUCUUCUCCAAGUCUUAAUUCUCCUUUGCAGCCUUCUCAACAAAGUCUUCCUCAACUGCCUUCCCAUACUUCUUCAAGUCAUUUUGAUCCGCCUUCUGCGGCUGUUGUCGGACCCUGUGCCGCAUGCGAAAUCCUUCGCCGGCGAUGUACUGAUAAGUGUUAUUUAGCUUCUUAUUUUCCUCCAACUACUGAACCAGAUAAAUUGAACAUCAUUGAUAGUGUUUUCGGUGUUAGCAAUACGGUCAAGAUCUUGCAGAUCAUCAGGAGUUGAUUUAUAAGAUACAGUUGAAGAGAAUCCAUUUAUGCCAACAAAAAUUGUGGAUGACACUAGAGUUUCUCAGCCAACAAUAGAGUGGAAUGGCAAGGAAGAAAGUAGCUCUCAACGAUGAAGGAAUCAAUGUUCUCUCUCUACAAGAAAAAUGUAGUUUAGACGCGCUGUAAUCCAUUGCUAAUUAGCAAUAUGCAAUACCAAACAGAAUGUACCUAAAAAUCUCAUAUUAAAUCUAGAAACGGAUUAG
This is a messenger RNA of Jatropha curcas, 806 nucleotides long. The record is from RefSeq and is a predicted model, not a curated record. Lineage: Eukaryota; Viridiplantae; Streptophyta; Magnoliopsida; Malpighiales; Euphorbiaceae.